UCUCUACUUUUCAAGUGAAAUUUUAUUUAAAAAAUUUUGGAGAUUGUGUAUCUCUCUGGUACGUCACUCGCGCGCAUGUGUUUACUGACUAAAAACACUUCCUACAUGUGGUGAUAUAAUUUGUAGCUUAGCUUGUCUCGUGUCAUAUCGUACAUAUAAUAACAUCAGGUACUGUUAUUGUCACGAGUUUGUGAUAAUCGUUUUGUCGAGAUGGUAUAGUCGAGACGAUAAUCUUAAAUUACUUCUUCAAGUAUUUCUUCCACACAAAUUCGACAUAUGAGGCAUUUAUGGUAAAAUGGAAGCUUUGAAAAUACUUCUCAAUGUAGCUCUGCUAUUUAUCGCCGUAAUAGCCGACGUAGAAGAUCUCAGAAAUUGUUCGAGGAUUUCCCGUCAUUUACCGAUCAAUAUAGUGGAACCAAUACAUUAUAAAAUUAACCUCUUAGUGAAACCGAAUCAACGUGAUUUAUCAGGCACAUCCGAAAUCACUAUUAUUGUAAAAGAAGCUACGAGAAACAUAAGUCUGAACUCUUACGGAAUAAAAAUAGAAUUUGACCACGUAAAAAUCACGAACAUAUCUAAAACAUAUGAUGAACCGGGCGAACUGGUUGCUAAACUGAUGUUGUUCCGACAAUGUUUUCAAACUCAAAUUUCGGUCAUAAUCUUUGACAAGGUCAUAAAACCUGGAAAAUAUAUUUUUCAUAUAGGAUAUAAGUCUAUUUUAUCUGAAGAUAUAGGCAUUGAACAUAAUGCAUAUUUGUGGGAUUCUACUGUUAAUAGUGAUAAAUGGAUACUCACGAAUCAUUAUAUACCAAAGGCGAUACGAGAAAUAUUUCCAUGUUGGGAUGAUCCGACAGUAAAUACGACAUUCGACAUCUCAAUCACACAUCCUCGAACGUACGGAGCUUUUUCGGUUACGCUUUUAGCGGAAGACAGGAAGCUACCAGGCAACAUGCAUAGAACGCGAUUCAACGAAAUUUCCAAGAUACCAACUUAUCUCUUGUCAAUUAUAGUAAUCAGUAAAAUGGCAUACAGUGAUAUGACAACAAGACUGCAUUAUGUAUAUCAGAGAUUUGAUUAUAUUCACAAAUUUCUGUUAAAGAAGACGUGUGAAAUGUUAGGAGCGGCAGCAAGUGAGUACAAUAAACUCAUGCGUUCAUUUAAGAAAGAGAUAAAAGUCGAUCACAUCUUCCUUUCAAAAGCUGUAAUGAAGGUCAAGGCGCAUCCUGGAGUUAUUAUUUAUAGGGAGGAAGAUUUUUUCUACAAUAAAACUUAUUAUUAUGCUGGUCGAGAAACGUUUAUGUUCACUUUAUUAUCACACCAAGUAGGGCGUCAAUGGUUUCUUGGUACGGAAGUGCAUGAUGAUUGGUUAUUCAGGGAAGCAAUCUCGCUGUUCUACGGCUAUUUAAUUCCAUCACAGUUAUUUUAGAUUCGGGGAAAUCAGCUGUUUCUGAAUCUCUUCGUAGUGAAACAUCUACAGCUUGCGCUCAAUAAUGAGGAGGAUUUAGGAAUGAUACAGGUUAUUGAUAAAUUCGAUUUCCUCGACGAAAUCGAUGAUCUUUUUC
Messenger RNA from Odontomachus brunneus, 1562 nucleotides. Its product is annotated as glutamyl aminopeptidase-like. Lineage: Eukaryota; Metazoa; Arthropoda; Insecta; Hymenoptera; Formicidae. The transcript is spliced from 5 exons. The coding region runs from base 296 to 1426 and encodes 376 amino acids. The record is from RefSeq and is a predicted model, not a curated record. Gene Ontology annotation, molecular function: metalloaminopeptidase activity; zinc ion binding; peptide binding. Gene Ontology annotation, biological process: peptide catabolic process; proteolysis. Gene Ontology annotation, cellular component: cytoplasm.